AUGGCUGAAACUAACUGGAGAAGAAUUGAUAUUGAUGCCUUUGAUCCCGAAAGUGGAAGACUAACGAGAAAAGAUAUUGAACCACCAUAUUCUUCACAAAUUACAUCACAAGAAGUUUCAUCCAAGAUUUCUCAAUUGCGUUCAUUAGCAAGUAGUGGUGAUUCCAAAGCAGCCGUAGCAUUAGCUGUCAGUGAUCCACCAUACAGUGGUGACGAAGCUACUAAGAAUGAAUAUUUCAAAGCUGUCCUUGAGACGUUAUCUACUGUUAGACAAGCUGAUAUAGCUGGAAUCGUAGGCGACUUGACACCUGUUCAACAGGAUGCGUUGGUGAAGUAUUUGUAUAAGGGGAUGUCUGUUCCAGAGGGACAAAGACAAGGUGGUAUCUUACUAGCAUGGUUUGAAAGAGUAACACAAGUGGCUGGUGUACGUCCAGUAUCACAUUUUAUCAACGAUAGAAACACAGUUUAA
This is a messenger RNA of Maudiozyma barnettii, 468 nucleotides long. It is a transcript of the gene ARC15, whose product is annotated as Arc15p. The transcript has a single exon. Gene Ontology annotation, molecular function: actin filament binding; methyltransferase activity; nucleic acid binding. Gene Ontology annotation, cellular component: actin cytoskeleton; cytoplasm; Arp2/3 protein complex. The record is from RefSeq and is a predicted model, not a curated record. Gene Ontology annotation, biological process: regulation of actin filament polymerization; Arp2/3 complex-mediated actin nucleation; methylation. Lineage: Eukaryota; Fungi; Ascomycota; Saccharomycetes; Saccharomycetales; Saccharomycetaceae. The coding region runs from base 1 to 468 and encodes 155 amino acids.